AUGAAAGUUUUAAUAUUAUAUUUUAUAUUUAGUUGUUUUCAUAUUAUAUGUGUCCUAUUUGUUUAUGCUUCUUUAAAUAUAAAGACACAUAACGUUUUCCCAUUUGAUGUGGUUGAAAACAAUUACCCACAUUUCCUACAAAAUAUAUCAUUUGUUGAAGAAAAUGUAGAAAAUAAAAAUUAUUGUUUCACAAUUUUUAAUAGUAAUAAUAAGACAAAUGAACAAAAGGUGACCAAAAAUAAAACCAAAGAAAGUAUAACAAGAGUUAAUUUGAUAUCACAUAAUUCUGUUCAGGAAAUACAAGAACAACAAAAAUAUGAGAAAAAUAUUCAGGCAAAAAUAAAAAAAAAUGAAAAAGAAAAAAAAAAUAUGAACAAGUCAGGUAAAACAAAGCCAAAUAUUCUUAUUUGGAAAAUAAAAGAAAAUAUGAAUAAAAUUUACAGUUUUUAUUAUUUAAGAAUAUUCUUUGAAAAUAUUAUAAAUUAUAAUAAUAUAUAUUUUGGAAAAUAUAAUGUUUAUCCUUUUAAUAAUGAUACGAUAUUAAUACAAAAUAUAAAUUCAAAAAAUUUAUAUUGUAAUAAUGGGUAUCAUUUUAUAUAUAAAACAAAUAAUAUACAAAAUAUUAUACAAAAUAGUCCAUGUGGUACACACAAAAAUUUUUUUUUAAUUUAUGAAAUAUAUGAAUAUCAGAUACCACAAUAUAUAGAAAAAAUAUAUACUUUUAAUAAUACCUUAAGGAUUUAUAAGAGAAAUAUUCCUUUUAUUAAUACAUAUGAAAUAUAUAUAUCAUCAUGUGAAAAGAAAAAACCAUGCCAUUUAUCAAAUAAAAAUGAAUGCUCUAAUUAUCAUGAAAAAAUAUAUAAUAAUAUACAUAUGAAAUAUAAUAACAUAAAUUUAUAUAAAAAUAGUAAAAGAAGGAAAAAGAAACAAAAAGGAGACAAAGAAUAUGAUCUAUCAGAUAAUAAAAAGGAUAAAAAUAAAGAAAAUUUUUCAUCACAUAAUGAACUAAUAAAUACAAUAACUACCAAAUAUCCAUGUGUAUUUUGUAUGAAAAAGGGUAUAACAUAUGAUAAUAUGAAAUAUAUAAAUGUAAUAUCCAAAUAUGUGAAAUAUAAACUAUUAUAUAAUGAAAAUUAUAAAUAUAAAAAUAAUCAAAGUAGCAUCACUACAUGCUCUUUACCAACAAAGCAUAAGUGUACCUUUUCCAUGUUAUUCAUGUACACAUCAUAUGAAAAAUAUAAUAAUGAAAGUGAAGAAAUUAAUAAUACACAACGAAUAAAAAAUGUAAAUCAAAUGUUAAAGUAUAAUAAAUAUACAAAAAAAUAUAUCAAUAAAAAAGAAAAGAUUCUUUAUAUAUAUGAUCAUUUAAAAAAGGAAGUUAUAAUAUAUUUAAUUAUAUCUUACUCAAAUAAAUACGAAUUUGAUUCUAUAAAUAAAAUAUAUGAUAAGAAUAAUACAAAUGAUGCAUAUGAAAAUUAUAGUAUAAAAAGUGAGCAAGAAUUUGUCCCACACAAAAAAAAAAAGAAAAAAAAAAAAAAAAAAAAAAGAAAGACACAAACAAGUGAAAUUAAAAAUAAUAAUAUGAAAUAUAUGAUUAGUAUGAAUGAUACGAAUUAUAAUAUGAAUAAUAACAAAAAGAAUAACGAGGCAUAUAUAUUUUAUAAUAAUUAUUAUCCAUAUAAUAGAGAAAUAUAUACAAAUAAAUGUCAUAUAAGUGACUUGAACAACUGUUCAGAUAUAUAUGAAACAAAAGAUGGUAUGUGCUAUUAUCAUAAUAUAAAUAACUCUUUUAUGUAUGAAAAAAAUGAUGAAAACUUAGUGUGUCCUAUAAAUGAGAAUUCGGAGAUAAUCCAAGAGAACUUGAAUAAUUUUGAAAUAAUUAAUAGGAGGAUAAAGAACGAAGUAUAUUAUAAAAAUGAUUUUUAUGAAAUGGAUAUAGAAAAUGAAAAAGGAUUAUAUAAAAAAUAUACGAAUAAUAAAAGAAGAUGGGAUAUAUUAUCACCAGUAUAUAUGUAUAUUGAUUUUUUUAUAAAAGUUUUAUAUAAUAUAUAUUUCUCCAUAUUUGUUGGUAUAAAUAGAUACAAAAAUAUUUUAUAUGAAAAGUUUAUAAAGAAAAUACAAAAUAAGAAGAAUGCAUAUAUAUAUGAGAUACAAGAUAAGAUGAAUUCUGAGGUUAUGUUGGCAGAUACAUGUGUAUGUAAUAAUGAUGAUAAUUAUAUGGACGAUGAUAAGUCUAAUACUAAACAUAUUUACAAUAAUAAUAGUAAUAGUAAUAAUAAUAGUAAUAGUAAUAGUAAUAAUAAUGGUGAAUAUUUUUUAGAUUGUAGAAAAAAGUGUAGGGAUGAAAAAAUAAAGAAUAAGUCAGAAAAGAAUGAAAAUAAAAAUGAGAAGAGUUAUUAUUAUUAUUAUAUUAACUACAAUAAUAGUAAUUAUGUUUUUGAAGUAAGUAGUAAUUUAGGAUUACUUGGAGAUGUAUAUAUGAAUGAAGAAAUAGUAUAUCCAUUUUAUCCUAUACCUAAUGAUAUAUUAAUUAAUAAUAUGAAAAAAUAUAUAAAAGAAGGAAAAACGUUUUCUGUAUAUGUUGAUCAAUUAAGACCAGAUAUUUUUAAUUGUAAUAAAUUUAAAAAAAUAAAAUGGGCAUUAAUAUUAUUUUUUAUACCAGCAUGGUUAAUUAUAAAUAUAGUAUAUAUAAUAUUAGUACAGAAGAUGUGGAGACAAAUGUUAAAUCCUUUACAUCGAUUAUUAAUAUCUCCAUCAUUAAUAAGAUUAUCAUUUUAUAUAUUAUUAUUAAUGUUUUGUAUGCAAUGUCCAUAUGUAAAUAAUAAUUGUGUUGAAUAUACACUUAUGGGUUAUAUGGCAUUGAAUACUAUGUUUAGUACGAUUUUUCAUGGUAAUUUACUUUUAAUUAGUAAAGGAUAUAUGAUAACAAGAGGAAACUUUGAUAAAAGAGAAAGUUUAUAUUUAACUUUAAUUAUAAGUAUUAUAUAUAUUAUAACAUCUAUAAACCAAUUGAAUAUAAUUAAUAGUACACCUAUAUUAAUUAGUUUAUAUAUUAUUCUUUUAUUUAUUUUAGUAUAUAAUAUUUUAUCUAUUAUUAAUUUUUUAAAAUUGAAAUUAUCUUUUGUAAGAGAUGUAGGUAUAGAUGCAUGGGAAGAAUCCAUUUGUAUUAAAUUAAAUAUGUAUAAAGUAUAUCUAACAGUAAUCAUCAUAUUUUUUUGUUUUGAAAUAAUAUUACAUUCAUUAAAUAUGCUAUUUAAAUCAUCAUCCGGAAAUUUAACACUUGUUGAAUAUACCAUAGAAUUAGUAAUGUGGUGUUGUGUUUUAUAUAUCUUCAGAUACAGAGGAGAUGUUCUAUAUUUCUCUUUAUUAUAUGAUAAUAUUACAUUCAAUGUUAUUCCAUUAUAUAUAGCAAAAUCAACAAAAAUAAUUGAAUUAAACCUUGAUAUAGACAAGCAGAAUAUAGACAAAGAUUUACUUUUUAAUAUACCAAUAUUUAUUUUAAACCCAAUAGAAAAAAAUGAUCAAUCUUUUCUAUCAAGAAUGUCUGUAGGAUGGCCUAUAAAUAUGACAUUACAACUAGAAAAGGAAUCUAUAUCGAAAUAA
This is a messenger RNA of Plasmodium adleri (nom. inval.), 3603 nucleotides long. Its product is annotated as conserved Plasmodium membrane protein, unknown function. Bases 1 to 3603 code for a protein of 1200 amino acids. The record is from RefSeq and is a predicted model, not a curated record. The transcript is spliced from 2 exons. Lineage: Eukaryota; Apicomplexa; Aconoidasida; Haemosporida; Plasmodiidae.